This is a messenger RNA of Spodoptera littoralis (African cotton leafworm), 1011 nucleotides long. NCBI's taxonomy places the organism in Eukaryota, Metazoa, Arthropoda, Insecta, Lepidoptera, Noctuidae. The record is from the annotation of a GenBank genome assembly.
AUGUUAUUUAUCUUUAUUUUAUGUAUUUUGCAACCAGUCUUAAUGUCCAAAGAAUCUGGAUGUGGCUGUAACCUUAAUCGUGGGAAAGAUGGAAGUGUCGAUAAAGCGAAUUUCAUUGAUUCUAAUGACAUUGAACAAUGUCCUUUUGAGGAUGAAAACAAAGCUAGUAAGUACCUCAUCUCUGAACAGAUGAAUACAUUCGAUGAGAUGGUGUUAGUGCCAGCCGGGGAAUAUCAAGUGGGCACAGAUGAUAUAGCAAUAGAAAGUGACCAAGAAGGUCCGAAAAGAAUAGUGAAACUAGAAAGUUUUUACUUAGAUAAAUAUGAGGUUUCAAAUAAGAAUUAUGCUAAUUUUAUAAGCGAAACUAAUUAUAAGACUGAAGCUGAACAAUUUGGAGAUAGUUUUGUUUUCUCAGCAUUUCUGAAUAAUACAUUUAGAGAGCAAUUAAAGGAUUUCCGUGCUGUGCAAGCAAUGUGGUGGUAUAAAGUACUUGGUGCUGAUUGGAAGCAUCCACACGGGCCUGAUUCUGAUAUUCAAGAAAUAAUGGAUCAUCCAGUUAUUCAUGUAUCUUGGAAUGAUGCAAAAGCCUACUGCAAAUGGAAGGGUGCUCGGUUACCAACAGAGGCUGAAUGGGAGGCAGCAUGUCGAGGAGGCCAUCGUGAUACCAAGUACCCUUGGGGAGACAAGCUGUUCCCUGACAGAAAGCACAUGGCUAACAUCUGGCAAGGGACUUUUCCUACACAUAAUUCAGCCAAAGAUGGUUAUGUGGGCACUUGUCCAGUAGACAUGUUUCCUCCAAAUGACUUUGGACUAUACAACAUGGCUGGUAAUGUGUGGGAGUGGACUGAAGACUCAUGGGCUGGGAAAAAUCUGAAAGAAAAGGUGAAGAAGGGUGGUUCUUAUUUGUGUCACCUGUCCUACUGCUAUCGUUAUAGAUGCUCAUCACGAUCUCAUAAUACAGAAGACAGUUCUGCAGGAAACUUGGGAUUCCGAUGUGCUAAGUCUGCGUAA